AGUAGCACAAGUGUCAUACUAUAUUCUACCUUUUUGAACUCUUAUUUCGUAUGUCACCUUUUCAAGUAGGGCUUAUGAGCUGCUAAGGUUUUCCUGAGAUGUUUGUGGGUAGAUGUCUUAUAGCCCCCAAGUCCAAACUCCUUCCUCAAAGACCUGUGCCAUGUUCUCUUCCUCCUCCAAAUUCUGUGUCUUGAAACCUUACUGCUGUUUCAGGUCAAGAAUCUCUUGGUAGAAGUUCAUUCUGAAUUCCCUGUGUCUGAGAAGUAUCCAUUGGAACCCAAGCAAAGUCCCCAAUGGAGGGUGAUCCAGAAGAAAUGGAGCAAGAGGAAUUUGUGAUUCAUCAGGGAAUCCUCACAGGAGAGAAGCCAUACCAUUGUGAACUGUGUGGGACAUGUUUUUCUCGCAAGUCACACGUUAAAACACACCAGAGAGUUCACACCGGAGAGAAACCAUACCAAUGCCAGGAAUGUUGGAAACGUUUUGGUGACACAUCACAGCUAGUGAGGCAUCAGAGAGUUCACACAGGAGAAAAACCAUACAAAUGCCAGCAGUGUGGAAGAUGUUUUGCUUGGAAGUCAGACCUUGUGAUUCAUCAGAAAGUUCACACAGAAGAAAAACCAUACAAAUGCCUACAAUGUGGGAAAUGCUUUGCUCAUAAGUCAGCCCUUGUGAGUCAUCAUAGAGUUCACACAGGAGAGAAGCCAUACAAAUGCCAGCAGUGUGGAAAAUGUUUUACUCAGAAGUCUCACCUUGUGAAGCAUGAGAGAAUCCACACUGGAGAGAAACCAUACAAAUGCCAGCAAUGUGGGAAAUGCUUUGCUGACACGCCACAGCUAGUGACUCAUGAGAGAGUCCACACUGGAGAGAAACCAUACAAAUGCCAGCAGUGUGGAAAAUGUUUUACUCAGAGGUCUCACCUUGUGAGUCAUGAGAGAGUCCAUACUGGAGAGAAACCAUACAAAUGCCAGCCGUGUGGAAAACGUUUUGCUCAUACAUCACUGCUUCAUAUACAUGAGAGAGUCCACGCAGGAGAGAAACUGUACAAAUGCCAGCAACGUGGGAAAUGUUUUGCUCAGAAAUAUUUUGGUAUGAGGGAAUCCACACAGGAGAGAAAUCAUUCAAAUGCCAGCAGUAUGGCAAGUGGUUCUUCAGGUAACAACCUUACACACCACAAUAGCAUCCAUACUGGAGAGAAGCCAUAUGAAUGCUAGUACUGCUGGGAAUAUUUUGAUUAAAAUUCAUACCUUUUGAGACAUCCUAAAGUAUACUGAAUUCAAAGUGUAGAAAUGAGAGCACUGGAAAAUGUUUUUCUUUUGGAGAGGCAGCCUUCAUAUAUCUAGAUUGUGUAUUGUAAAGCUUUGUUGUAAUCUUUUAAACAUGCUAUUUCUGCCAAAAUGAUUAUGGUUUUAAAGUAUCUUGCCCUUACUGGAUCAUUUAAUAAACCUUUGACUUAUUUGCA
This is a messenger RNA of Sceloporus undulatus (fence lizard), 1459 nucleotides long. Its product is annotated as zinc finger protein 239-like. NCBI's taxonomy places the organism in Eukaryota, Metazoa, Chordata, Lepidosauria, Squamata, Phrynosomatidae. The coding region runs from base 294 to 1211 and encodes 305 amino acids. The transcript has 2 exons. The record is from RefSeq and is a predicted model, not a curated record.